UUUUUUAUUUACGCGCAAAGAAAAAACAAGAAAAGGAGCAGUGAAUCUGCACAAUUUAAAUUGAAUGGUAGUGUUCUGUAUUUUCUUGAGAUCUAACAUAGCAAAACUUGGGAUUUUUUUUUCCAGGAAAAUAAGGGGUGAGAUUUCUUGAUUCUUGAGAAAAUUUCCUUGUCGGAAGUUUUUUCGAGAGUGGGCAAUAGACCUGCGAGCACAUAUUAGCGCCCAUCCCCAUCAUACCAUUUCUGGGUUUUGUCUUGUUUCUUCUUUCGUUCUUUGUUGAUCCAAAAUCAAGAAAUGCCAGUUUAUCUUGAACAAGUAAAGACCCAUGUUUUUAAUGGGCUAAAAGGCUCUCACUGAUUUCCAUCGGUUUCAAUGGGUUUUUAGAGUCCUUCCAAAGUCCUCCCGAAAUUUCUCUGCUCAUUUCUCGUCUGAAUUGCUGUUGAUGAAUUGUAAAGCUGUCUGUUGAUAAGUUUUUCAGCCCUUUCCCCAGAGAAUCAUAACGCGAAAUUGCACAAUAACCAUAGUCGUAAUCGUACACUUCUUCCUGACCACCAAUUUGUCAAGUAAAGCUUUUUUUAUCUUUUGGGCUCUGUUAUAAACUUCUUCCUCUUGGCUCUUCAUUGCUCACAUCUACAGUGUUCUCAAAAACAGCUAUAAGCUCUGUUUUGCUCACUUCAAAGAACUCUGUUCUUGCAGUUCGGCUUUCUAACCUUUUCUGGAAGAAAUGGCUAGGUUCUGGAAUGUGUUCACUUUGAGGAACUUGCUGGUGUUAUCUCUAGCCAUCAAUGUGAGCUUCAUGUUGAGGCUGGUGUAUGUGACCGUUGACAUAAAGAGAGAGCACAUGAUGGCAGUUGACCGUUCCCAGAGAGAGGCACUGCCUAUGCAGGGGGCAUAUCUGUCUGUGUCCUCCGCCACCUCGUCACCUUCCUCGGCUACUUUCCCUGACGGAGACAGAGACAGGGCGAUCAAUCUCGACCAUGGUGAUCCCACCAUGUACGAGAGAUUCUGGCAGCAAGAAGGCGACAAGGCCACAAUUGUGAUCCCUGGCUGGCAAUCAAUGAGCUAUUUCUCUGAUAUUGGAAACCUAUGCUGGUUUCUAGAGCCGGAGUUUGCCAGACAGGUGCUCAGACUGCACAAAAUCGUAGGCAAUGCGGUCACUGAGAACCGUCAUAUUGUGGUUGGUACGGGUUCUACUCAGCUAUUUCAAGCUGUGCUAUAUGCACUUGCUUCUCAAGAUUCAGAGGAGCCUGUCAGUGUUGUAUCUGCAGCUCCAUACUACUCUUCUUAUCAGGCAAUAACAGAAUGCCUGAAGUCUGGGCUAUACAAAUGGGAAGGGGAUGCCCGAAGUUUCGCAAAAGAAGGGCGAUUCAUCGAACUAGUGACAUCCCCUAAUAACCCAGAUGGAUUUUUGAGGGAUUCUGUGCUGAAUAGAAGUGGGGGUGUAUUGGUGCACGAUUUUGCUUACUACUGGCCACAAUAUACUCCCAUCACUUCUCCGGCUGACUACGACAUUAUGCUGUUCACCGUCUCCAAAACCACUGGGCAUGCUGGAAUGCGCAUUGGCUGGGCUCUUGUUAAGGAUAGAGAGAUCGCCAAAAGAAUAGUGAAAUACAUCGAGCUCAACAGCAUUGGCGUUUCCAAGGAUUCGCAGCUGCGGGCUGCAAAGGUUUUGAAAGUUGUUUGUGACAGCUGUGAAUCUUCCAGCAAUACAACGGAGUCCCUUUUUGAGUUUGCCUAUCAACUCAUGGUAGAGAGAUGGCAAAACCUGAGGGUGGCGGUGAAACAUAGUGGCAUGUUCAGCUUGCCGGAAUUCUCUCCUGGAUUCUGCAAGUUCACGGGAAGGAUCUUCGAGCCUUUGCCUGCUUUUGCAUGGUUGAAGUGCGAAGAACCUAUUGAAGACUGCGAGAGCUUCCUACGAUCUAACAAGAUCUUGACGAGGGGUGGGAGACACUUCGGAGUUGGCCCGCAAUACGUUAGGAUUAGUUUGCUAGAUCGUGAUGACAACUUUGAUUUGUUUGUGGAGAGAUUGUCCAGCAUUCGCAAGGAUAAUCUCUACCAACACAUGGGGGAGUGAGCAGCAGACUGACUUCCUUUUUUUCUUUUUGUAUUGAAAAUCUAAGAGUGAGGCGGCUAGCAUGGGCCUUCUCGUAUUUGUAAUCUAAUAAAGAGAUUAAUUUGCUCGUUGCGAUGAAAAACACAGAAAUGAAAUCCUCCUGCUGGUUUUCCAACAAUAA
Molecule: messenger RNA, 2234 nt
Organism: Hevea brasiliensis (rubber tree)
Lineage: Eukaryota; Viridiplantae; Streptophyta; Magnoliopsida; Malpighiales; Euphorbiaceae
Product: tryptophan aminotransferase-related protein 2
Exons: 6
Coding region: 725-2074 (449 amino acids)
Biological process (GO): amino acid metabolic process
Molecular function (GO): carbon-sulfur lyase activity; transaminase activity
Source: RefSeq, a predicted model, not a curated record